Messenger RNA from Drosophila grimshawi, 409 nucleotides. RefSeq names its product signal peptidase complex subunit 1 (gene Spase12). Gene Ontology annotation, cellular component: endoplasmic reticulum membrane; signal peptidase complex. Bases 59 to 358 code for a protein of 99 amino acids. NCBI's taxonomy places the organism in Eukaryota, Metazoa, Arthropoda, Insecta, Diptera, Drosophilidae. Gene Ontology annotation, biological process: protein targeting to ER. The transcript has 3 exons. The record is from RefSeq and is a predicted model, not a curated record.
CGUGCCGCAAUCGAAUUUGUUUACCCAUUAAAAUUGGUAAAUUGUGAGAAAUCUCAACAUGCUGGACAUACAAACACAUAUGGACUUUGUUGGUCAGGCCAAAGCCGAGCGCUGGUCGCGUCUAAUUAUAACUUUCUUUGGCGUAAUCGGGCUCAUCUACGGUGGAAUUGUCCAACAGUUCUCGCAAACAGUUUACAUCCUUGGCGUUGGCUUCUUGAUUUCUUCCCUCAUAACGAUUCCGCCCUGGCCGUUUUACCGGAACAAUCCCCUCAAGUGGCAGAAGCCGGUGAUAACCGAGCAGAAAUCGCAGACUGGCGACUCCAGCGACGAGGGCAAGGCCAAGAAGAAGGACAAGUAGAGUAGUGGAAACAAUAGAAAUAUUUAAAUAAAAACCAACUUCAAUCUUUAA